AUGUCUGUCAAACCAGAACACGAUCAAGCCUCGGCUUGGAACGACGCAUACAUGCGCGAAAUCAGCGCGCGACGCAAGCAAGAGGCAGACCAACUCAACAGAUCCUUCGAAGCCAAGUAUGAGCAUAUUCGAGGCCCUCUGGUUCGUCUCUACGAUCGCAGAGCCGAACUGCACAAGGACUUGCAGAACCUUGUCGCCUCCAUCAAGUCGUACGAGGCAGAGCAAGAACACCUGGGCUUGGAUUGGGAUGCAGCACAUGCGGCUUUGAAUGCUCGAUUUGAGGAAGAGGAUCGCAUGCUUGCAGCUAGGGAGCGCGAGCGCGUCGAAGCAAACGGCCACGGUCGCCCUUCUCCUUCUCACGGCACCAGUGCUCAACAAAGUGGAGGCUGGACCAGUAUCAAUGGCUCGCAGGGCCGCAAGGAUAUCACACGUGAUGGCGAAGAAAUUUCAGGAGGCAACUACCGACAUGCUGAGGAUGGUACCAACGGCAAAACCUUGCCAUACAGAGUCAACGGCAAUGGAUUCGAGAUGGAUGAGUCGGAUCCUAGCCUAGCUGGACGCAGACCACUCAAGCCCAAGCAGCUGCAACAGCAGCCGCCGCAACGACACAGUCUUCCAGGCUUUCACUCAGAAAUCAGCAGAGGUAUGUCACGUCUAAAACCCGAUUUCGGCUCCUGUUUGGUCUUCUCACAUAUUCAAGAUUCCCCCGUCGAUGCCAAGGGCCGGUCGCCGUCCGGCCGAAGGUCUCUGCCAGGCGUUCGAGCUCAUUCUCAAGCUCCGGAACCAGCAAACCCGGCAGAUCUUCGCGAAAUUAACCGCGAAACCCUUGAGCUCAAGAACGACGGCACGGUCUACACUGAACCUCCCAUGUAUGCUGGUGUGCCUCUGCAACGCAUCACGCCAGAGCACGAGUACUGGGAUCCCGAUUGGCUUCCGCUCGAAGAUCACAUCCAGCCUCAGCUCGAUGCAUGGCAGCAGAAACUUGACAAACUUCGACAAGACAAGCUUGCCGUACGCCACACGGUGUUUCUCGCUAACCGACAAGUCAACCGUGGACAAGCCAUUAUCGAUUUCUUGAGAGGCCCAAACCCAGAGUUUCACCCUUAUCAGUAUGUUGGCAAAGAGAUGAUGGCUAAGUUCUACAAGACAUUCAUCAACUAUGAUACCAUGUUUCGAUUGAUCAACGUUCAUGAGGAAUUGAAGAAGUUUGAUUUGGACAUAACCCCUCUGGAGUGGCUCCGCCAGCGAAUGUACGAGGUGGCAACUGCUCAGGGCGACAAGUUCAAUCUCUCCAAGUAUACCCAUGACCUCUAUCACGAUAUCAAGCUCAAGGUUCUCCGCGAGAAGCACGGUUUUGGCAAUAUUGGUCGUCCGUCAGGCUACAAGGUCGGCGAGAAGAAUCCAGAGAAGGGCAAGGCCAAGCUGAAGCGGGAGCAGAUGGGCAUGGGCGGCCGCCGUAAGGGCCGGCGCUCGAUUGGUCAAGUUGAUAUGGAUGAUACGCAAAGUCUAGAUGGAUAUCCUCAGCAGCCUCAGCAAGAGUUUUUGGACCCCUUGACGCCACGCUUGCAGAAGCGCCCGCGAAUCGAAGACUUGCCGCCCAUGCUGCCACACCCACCGCCCAUGCCGUCACAGCAGAUGGUGGCACCGCUGAUGCCGCCUUCCGCCCCUGGACCAGUGGUAGAUGACUUGGAGCAUGAUGGGUGGAGCUCGACUGACUCUUUCUCGGCCGGUACAAUCUCGCACCUUGACUGGCGCAUCCACCAAAUCAAGACUCCUCAGCACCUUACAAACCCCGAGGUCACGCAGUACUGGACUUUCAAGAAGGACAGUAGGAUAUUCGAGCAUCAGAUUCUUCAUGAUAUCAGUUCUGGGGUGGUCUGGGGCAAGUACGAUGAGCGUGUCAACUUUGAUCUCAAGCUUGACGACAUUGUCGAGAUCCAGUACGCAUCAGACAGCCCAAGAAUUGCUGUCCUGCUACGUGGACCCGAGCGCAGUCAUGUCCUAGCUCAAUUCAAGCGUGAGCGGACCAAGAGGCGUUUCCUUGCCUUUUCUCGCAAGCAGGGCGUUAGCCUUGCAAAGACUACUGCUACUCAUCUGGAUGAUACUUGGGCCAGCAUGAAGAGUGAAGAGUUUGUCGCUGAUAAAUAG
Molecule: messenger RNA, 2148 nt
Organism: Pestalotiopsis fici W106-1
Lineage: Eukaryota; Fungi; Ascomycota; Sordariomycetes; Amphisphaeriales; Sporocadaceae
Exons: 2
Coding region: 1-2148 (715 amino acids)
Source: RefSeq, a predicted model, not a curated record